AUGCAGCCCCGCCUCAGCCACAUCCACAUCGCUUUCGAAGGGCCACCUAUCUCCUCGCAGGACAUCUACGCGCUCGCCACCCUCCAAAUGCUGCUGGGCGGCGGCGGCUCCUUCUCCGCCGGCGGGCCGGGCAAGGGCAUGCACUCGCGGCUCUACACCAACGUGCUGAACCAGCACGGCUGGGUCGAAAGCUGCAUGGCUUUCAACCACAGCUACACGGACAGCGGGCUGUUCGGGAUCUCGGCCUCGUGCGUCCCGUCCCGCCUCACCGUGACGGUCGAUGUGAUCUGCAGAGAGCUGCAUGCGCUGACGACGGGGUCGCGUUUCACCACCCUGCAGCCCACGGAGGUCAACCGUGCGAAGAACCAGCUACGCUCCGCGAUACUGAUGAACCUCGAGUCGCGCAUGGUGGAGCUGGAGGACCUGGGACGGCAGGUGCAGGCGCACGGGCGCCGGGUUGGGGUACGUGAGAUGAGUGCGCGGAUCGAUGCGUUGACGGCGGACGACCUGCGGCGGGUGGCGCGGGAGGUUCUUGGGGGCCAUGUGCGUAAUAAGGGGAACGGGACGGGGAUGCCGACGGUUGUGGUGCAGGAGGGGAUGGUGGAUGGGGUUCCGUUCCAGCCGGUACAGAAGGAGCAGAUUCAGGAACGGAUUGCGAUGUGGCAGUUGGGGAGGAGGUGA
Messenger RNA from Histoplasma mississippiense, 681 nucleotides. RefSeq names its product mitochondrial processing peptidase alpha subunit. The transcript has a single exon. Bases 1 to 681 code for a protein of 226 amino acids. Gene Ontology annotation, cellular component: mitochondrion. NCBI's taxonomy places the organism in Eukaryota, Fungi, Ascomycota, Eurotiomycetes, Onygenales, Ajellomycetaceae. Gene Ontology annotation, molecular function: metal ion binding. The record is from RefSeq and is a predicted model, not a curated record.